This is a messenger RNA of Impatiens glandulifera, 1604 nucleotides long. RefSeq names its product U-box domain-containing protein 6-like. Gene Ontology annotation, molecular function: protein binding. Lineage: Eukaryota; Viridiplantae; Streptophyta; Magnoliopsida; Ericales; Balsaminaceae. The transcript has 2 exons. The coding region runs from base 127 to 1581 and encodes 484 amino acids. The record is from RefSeq and is a predicted model, not a curated record.
AUCAUCUCUGCAACAUUCUCUCUCUCUCUAUAGAAUCUAUAUAAUACCGUGAAGUAAAGGAUACGUUUCCUUAGUUAUUGAAUUCGAUUAUACGGAAAUGAUAGAAUCUAUACUAGAUCAUAGAUAAUGAAUCAACAGAAGAUGGCUCCGUGCAGUUCCAACAAUGUAGGAUCACUCGUUUUUGAACAAUCAGUCAACGAAACUAGCAGCAAUGUCCGUCUAUGGACUACCUUUUCAUCUACAUCGUUUCGCCGUAAAAUAAUCAUCAGUUUGCGCUGCGGAGCUAGUUCUUGCAUUGGAAGAGACGGUGACGGUUAUCAAUCGCCGCAGGUAAGGCGGAAGGAGAAAUCCGAAUCCGAAUGCGAAUCAGAGACUAAGAAUGUAGUAGUCAGAAUCGGAUCGAAGAAGUUGUCAGAGCUCUUCAGUCUGACUGAUAUUGAUUACUGCGAUGAAUCGGAGGAUGUCAAAAUGAAAAUGCAGAAGCUCGAGGAGAUGAGAAGAGCGGUAUUGAAGCUUCAGCACGGCGAUGUUUUAACUGGUGCGACUUAUAUUAGGAGACUUACGAAAGAUGAUUCCGAUGCGAGAAGAAAUAUCGCUUUGAUCGGAGCAAUUUCGCCGUUAGUGAUUAUGCUUGAUUCCGAUGAUGUUGAAUCUCUAAUCGCCUGUCUCUACGCUCUUCUCAAUCUAGGAAUCGGAAACGACGAAAACAAAGCAGAUAUAGUUAAAGCAGGAGGUAUUCACAAGAUGAUGAAUAUUAUCAAAUCAUCAACUCAUCAUUCAAACCAAUCCAUUACAGAAGCAAUCGUCGCCAAUUUCCUUAGCUUAAGUGCUCUGGAUUCAAAUAAACCAUUCAUCGGUUCAUCAGGUGCAAUCCAAAUUCUAGCAACGACCUUAAUCAACACAACCAUCGCUUCUCAAUCUCAAGCAAAGCAAGAUUCUCUCAAAGCAAUCUACAAUUUAUCAAUCUCUCCAUUAAACAUACCAACCAUAAUAGAAUCAGAUCUGAUUCCAUUUCUAAUGAAUACAUUAGGAGACAUGGAAUUCAGUGAAAGAAUCCUCUCUAUUCUCAGCAACAUUGUUUCCACUUCCGAUGGUCGUGAAUCAAUCAGCUCUUACCCAGACGCAUUCCCUAUUCUAAUCGAUGCCCUGAAUUGGACUGACUCCCCAAAUUGUCAAGAGAAAACACUCUACGUUUUGAUGGUUAUGGCGCAUAGAUCGUAUAGAGAUAGAAAUGCCAUGAUUGAUGCAGGUAUUGGUUCAUGUCUUCUUGAGUUAACGCUAUUGGGUAGUGUAUUAGCACAGAAGAGAGCUUCGAGGUUGUUGGUGUGUUUGAGAAUGGAGAAAGGGAAAGAAGGUUCGGCGUCGGCUCCAAUGGAGAGAGAUGUUAAUGUUGGUGAAGUGAGAGGAGGGGUGAGUGAAGAAAGGGAAUCGGUGAAGAAAUUGGUGAAUCAGAGUUUGGUGAAGAACAUGAUGAGGAUUGUGAGGAGGGCUAAUUUGACAAUGGAUUUUGUACAAUCUGAAUCUGAUCAUUUCAAGGUUAGAUCAUUUGGGUCUUCUUCUUCAAUGAGUUUACCGUUUUAAGCAACAAAGAACAAGCUUUGAGU